This is a messenger RNA of Phanerochaete carnosa HHB-10118-sp, 1204 nucleotides long. RefSeq lists its product as uncharacterized. The record is from RefSeq and is a predicted model, not a curated record. Gene Ontology annotation, molecular function: inositol-1,4,5,6-tetrakisphosphate 3-kinase activity; inositol hexakisphosphate kinase activity. The transcript is spliced from 4 exons. Bases 213 to 1157 code for a protein of 314 amino acids. Gene Ontology annotation, cellular component: cytoplasm; nucleus. Gene Ontology annotation, biological process: phosphatidylinositol phosphate biosynthetic process; inositol phosphate biosynthetic process. NCBI's taxonomy places the organism in Eukaryota, Fungi, Basidiomycota, Agaricomycetes, Polyporales, Phanerochaetaceae.
GCCGCUACUUACCACUAGAUCUCUGACCAAUGUCAUGAUCUGUCCUAGCAUUACCUCCACGUACGUCGAUAUAUAGAUAUGCGCCCUGUAGACACGUUUGACUGCCAAGCCUAGGACCUUCUCCCAUCAUUUCAUAUCCUGCAGGUAGUUUGCAGGGCCAGCAUCCCAAGAUUGAUCGAUGCAGCACAGAGCCGAGUUGCACAUUUUCACCAAUGACCACCAUCCCACGCUCACCAGGCCCCAUUCCGCUCAAGUCGCAGGUCGGGGGCCACCCCGGCGUGAUGACGAGCGAGGAUGGCUCGCUGGUUAUCAAGCCCGCGCUGCCUGUGGAGGUUGCGUUCUACCAGGCCGUGCUCGCGGACCCCUCGCUCGAGUCGAUUAGGCCAUACGUGCCCAGGUUCUUUGGCACACUCCGGCUCGAGGGCCAGGUUGACGAGGAGAGGAGCGCCCAGGGACCUGCACAGUCCAUUGUGCUCGAGAAUCUCUCGUAUGGGUUUGCAAAGCCAAAUAUUCUCGACAUCAAGCUCGGUACCACCCUCUAUGACGAGGACGCAUCUGACGAGAAGCGCGCCCGCAUGGAAAAGAAGGCGCGCGAGACAACGUCCCUUGAGACAGGUGUGCGUCUCACUGGCUUCCAGAUAUACGACCUCGAGAAGAACAAUCCAGUCAUUACGCCCAAGUCCUACGGCUACUCCAUCAAACCCGCAGACCUGCCUGACGGCAUCGCCAAGUUCUUCAUCGCCGCAGCACCCCAACGCGACAGCGGCGCAGCACCAGCUCACCCAGCUGAUCCAGCUGCUGGGGCUGGUACCACACAGGGCACAGGCCUCCCCGCUGACGUACUGCUUCCAGUGCUCUCGGGUCUGCGCGAAGACGUCGCCGAGAUACGUAAUGCGCUGAGCGGCGUACACAUGCGCAUGGUCGCCUCCAGUCUGCUUAUCAUAUAUGAAGCAGACCCGGAGCGCGCACGCGAAGGCGUGCGGAUUUGGCUGGAAGAGGGGACAAAGAAAGUGGGCCCGCCAUACGCUAUCAAGAUCAUAGACUUUGCGCAUACGCGACUCAAGCCUGGGGAGGGUCCGGACGAAAGCUUGCUUAAGGGCCUCGACACGGUAUUGCGGUUGUUGGAUGGGCGAAUAGAGCAGGUCAGGGCUCUCUAGGCGGGAUUAAUUUAGAUCCACGAUUCUAGUCGGUGCUAUACCAGCCG